AUGAAAAGACGCGCGCUCUUGUUCUUCAUUCUUGACAGAAUUUCGCUUAUUCGCUGUCCUCAAGUUUCACACUGCCGUCGUCAUCGCCGCUAGUUGCUCCUUCCAAGUUUCACUACUUUCUCGUCAUCACUCUGCUGGUUGUUGCUCCGUCGUCACUUCUACCGUCGUCAUCGCCGCUUGUUGCUCCAUCGUCAUCGCCGCUUGUUGCUCCGUCGUCAUCGCCGCUUAUUCGUUCUGUCUCUUCUACCGUUUUCUGCUCUGCCACUUUGCCUCAUAAAACAUGAAUGGGUCCUCAAAUCCAAUAGCUGAAGGUGUACAACAAUUGGUGAACAAUAUCCAAGCAAAUAUUGUGGACCAUGGCAGAGAGAGUGAUGUUAAUUAUAUACCGCACUUAGAAAUGGAAUUUGAAUCCGAGGUAGCAGCUUAUGAUUUUUAUAACGAGUACAGCAAGAAAAUGGGGUUCGGUAUUCGCCGCGAAUAUGGGAAUAAAAGCAAAAUAGAUGGAGUUCUAACUUCCAGAAGAUUCACAUGCUUCAAAGAGGGUAAUCGAGGUGUUGACAAGCGAGAUUACUUGACAAAAGAUCCUAGAGCAGAAACAAGAACCGGAUGUCAAGCACGCAUGGUUAUUUCGCUUGAUCGGAAGAUCGGAAAAUACAAGGUUGUUGACUUUGUUGCUCAACACAAUCACAUGCUUCAACCAAAUGAGUAUGUCCAUAUGAUUCGCUCUCAUCGACGCAUAUUCGAGUCUCAAGCAUCUCAAAUUAUAUUGGCCGAUGAAUCUGGACUAAAACCAAAAGAUUUCCAUAAUUAUGUGUCCAAGCAAGCUGGUGGAAAAGAAAUUAUUGGAUAUACAAGACAAGACCUUAAGAAUUACCUUCGAACCAAGAGAAUGCAUACACUAAAGUUUGGUGAAGUGGGUGCAUUGUUGAUGCAUUUCAAACAGCAGAGUGAAAAUCCUUCAUUCUUUUAUGAAUUUCAAAUGGAUGUUGAAGAGCAAAUAACAAAUAUAUUUUGGGCAGAUGCACAAAUGAUAAAUGAUUAUGGGUACUUUGGUGAUGUGAUCACUUUCGACACCACAUAUAAGACAAAUAAGGAUUAUCGGCCACUUGGAGUAUUUGUUGGCCUUAAUAAUCAUAGGAAAACUGUUAUUUUUGGGGCAGCAUUGCUAUAUGAUGAAACAACCCCUUCUUUUCAAUGGUUAUUUGAAACUUUUCUCAAAGCAAUGGGUGAAAAAAAGCCUAAAACCAUUCUAACCGAUCAAGAUCCUGCAAUGGCUAAGGCUAUUUCUUUAGUUAUGCCAGAAACAUUUCAUGGAUUAUGCACUUGGCAUAUAAGGCAAAAUGCUAUGAAGCAUGUAAAUCAUCUAUAUCAAAAGAGUUCUCAAUUCAACAAGGCUUUUGAAGCAUGCAUCGAUUUACAUGAAGAGGAAAGCGAGUUUUUGAGUGCAUGGGAAGAUUUGCUUGCUGAGCAUAAGGUUCCAACUGAUUCUUGGCUGCAUACAAUUUUUCGAGUGAAGGAAAAAUGGGCAUGGGCUUAUGUUCGGAAAACUUUCACUGCCGGUAUGAGAUCUACUCAAUUAAGUGAAAGCUUUAAUGCUGAUUUAAAAAAUCAUUUGAAGUCAGAUUUAAAUUUAGUGCAAUUUUUCACUCAUUUUGAAAGGGCUGUCAAUGAAAAAAGAAACAAUGCGUCAGAGGCUGAGUUUGAUUCAAGACAUAAAUUGCCUAGAUUGAAAAUGAAGAAGGCCCCUAUGCUUGUACAAGCUGGAAAUAUUUAUACAUCAAAAAUAUUUGAAGAAUUCCAAGAGGAAUAUGAUGAAUAUCAAGGCACUUGCAUAAAGGUUUUGGAAGAAGGAGUAUACAUUGUAACAAAUUAUGAUAAUGGUAAAGAGCGGAAAGUAACGGGGAGUCUUCUUGAUCAAAAGGUUUCUUGUGAUUGUCGUAAAUUUGAGACACAUGGUAUCUUAUGCAGUCAUGCUUUAAAAGUUUUGGAUAUCAUGAAUAUUAAGCUAAUUCCUGAGCAUUAUAUACUAAAACGAUGGACAAGAGAUGCAAGGUUGGGAAGUAACAUGGAUUUGAAAGGACAACACAUAGAUUUGGACAUAAAAGCUCAUUUCAUGAAGCGGUACAAUGAGUUAUGUCCUCGAAUGGUUAAGUUGAUAAAUAGAGCAUCUGAAACUCAUGAAACUUACACAUUUAUGUCCAAAGUUUAUGAAGAGUCCGGAAAAAUAGUUGAGAAUAUGUUGGCUAAGAAGUCCAUGGAUGCAGAAUCAAUUGGAAUGCGUCAUGUUUCUAUAUCAAUUUCAACUGGAGAAAUAGACAACAACGUGGACACUACUGAUGUUGGUGGACCAAGAGGCAUCAAGAAGAAAGAUUGCUUAUGUAAGUCAAAAAAGAGACCCAAAUCUUGGGUUGAAAGACUGGCAAGAAAGAGAAAGGGAAACCAAUCACAGAAAAUGAGAAAGCCUGCAAAUAAAAUGCAACCAUUGGCAUUGGACUGCAGUUCAAUCUCUCCAUCUCAAGAUCACCUCAUUGGGAAUGCAAGUCAACAUGUGACUGCAUAUCAGCAUGAGGCUGCAAGUCAACAUGGGACUGCAUAUCAGCAUGGAACUGCGUAUCAGCUCGGGGCUGCGAGUCAACAUGGGACUGCAUAUCAGCAUGAGGCUGCUAGUCAACAUGGAACUGCAUAUCAGCAUGAGGCUGCAAGUCAACAUGGAACUGCAUAUCAGCUUUUUUACAUCUGAAUUUAAGUGAAUCUGAAGAUAGAAUUCAACAAAGAAGAUGAGGAUCUUAGGGGACUUGCAAUGUUUAUUUUGAAUUAUAAUGUUUUGUAGGACUUUUGUCAUUCUUUUUUUGAAGGACAUGUAAUGUAAUGUAUUACAAGCUUUUGUCAAAGUUACUAGAUUGAGCAAGUACUGAUGUGAGCCAUUUACUGAUGUAAAACAUUUGCUGGUUUAAAGUACUGAUUUGAAGUCCA
Messenger RNA from Trifolium pratense (red clover), 2973 nucleotides. RefSeq names its product protein FAR1-RELATED SEQUENCE 5-like. The transcript is spliced from 3 exons. NCBI's taxonomy places the organism in Eukaryota, Viridiplantae, Streptophyta, Magnoliopsida, Fabales, Fabaceae. The record is from RefSeq and is a predicted model, not a curated record. The coding region runs from base 281 to 2740 and encodes 819 amino acids. Gene Ontology annotation, biological process: regulation of DNA-templated transcription. Gene Ontology annotation, molecular function: zinc ion binding.